AUGUCUCUGCUUCGACCUUCUACCUUCUUCGCGUCGCCCGUCGACGACUUUGACGUUUUCCCGUCGUCGCUGCGCGACCUGAUGCUCAUGAACCCUUUUGCCCCCGUCGCUGCUAGUCGCCCCAAUGUCAAUGCCGGCGACUACCGUAUCUGGUCCGGCCCCAAGGUGGACCUGCACGAGGAGGACACUAAAUUUGUGCUCACCGCCGAGCUGCCGGGGGUCAAGAAGGAGGACCUCAAGAUCAACGUCGACGCCGACCGACGCAGGCUCACGCUCGAGGGACACAUGAAGAGCGAGUACACUUCGCAGCCUGCCUCGGACGGCCAGGGCGGCAACAGCGACCAGUCGCGCGAAGCUCAGGACUCGAACCAGCAGCAGCAGCACGAAAAGCACGGCAAGAACAAGCACGACAAGGGCGCCUCUUCCUCCACCGAGGUGAGCAAGAAGGAACAGGGUGGCCAGGUCGGCCCCGUCGGCCACGCUCUGGUCUCUGAGCGCGUCUACGGAUCGUUCAGCCGCUCGUUCACGCUGCCUCCCACGGCCGACCUUUCAAACGACGCCUCACUCAAGGCUCGCUUCAACGACGGUCUGCUCCGACUCGAGAUCCCAAAGAAGAAGGAGGAGCACUCGAAGACGCGCCAGAUUGCCAUCGAAAGCAGCGCCUGA
Messenger RNA from Kalmanozyma brasiliensis GHG001, 666 nucleotides. Its product is annotated as Alpha crystallin/Hsp20 domain protein. The transcript has a single exon. Gene Ontology annotation, biological process: protein complex oligomerization; response to salt stress; response to hydrogen peroxide. The record is from RefSeq and is a predicted model, not a curated record. The coding region runs from base 1 to 666 and encodes 221 amino acids. Lineage: Eukaryota; Fungi; Basidiomycota; Ustilaginomycetes; Ustilaginales.